Molecule: messenger RNA, 327 nt
Organism: Daldinia loculata
Lineage: Eukaryota; Fungi; Ascomycota; Sordariomycetes; Xylariales; Hypoxylaceae
Exons: 1
Coding region: 1-327 (108 amino acids)
Source: RefSeq, a predicted model, not a curated record
AUGACCACAAUUGAGAUGUCAACCACCGUUACGCCAUUUGAGCCAGCGGCAUCUUGCGUCACAGGCGUCUACCAUAUAUUUGCUGAUCAUGAUUCGUGGUAUGACCCCGAUGACCCUCCUGCCUCCUGCCUAUAUUAUCACCUUGGUCCAUUGACAAGUCGUUCGGAUUGCUUCCCUAAAGGCUGGCAAUCUGGUUCGGGUGCCUUCGUGUCCACCAGUGAAUGUCCAGGGGGAUACUCAAAGGUAUGCAUGUCUAUCAAUGCGCCAGAGACGACUGCGAUAUGCUGUCCUAAGUAUGCCACUUCAAUACCAGCCGCUGAAGCCUAA